This is a messenger RNA of Diabrotica balteata, 1070 nucleotides long. The record is from the annotation of a GenBank genome assembly. NCBI's taxonomy places the organism in Eukaryota, Metazoa, Arthropoda, Insecta, Coleoptera, Chrysomelidae.
GUGUGCCGCUUCACAUAUACCACAAUAAAAUUAUCGAAUUUAGUAGUAGUAGGUAACAAACGUAUUCCUAACUUCUGAAUUUAAAUUAGAAACAACGAACUCAGUUAGAGGAAGUCGUUAGAUCGAGUUGUAUGAUAGUUGCUAUCAAUUGCUAGUUAAUUAAACAAUAUUCACUUAUUAUUUUAAACCUUUCUCGUGUGAAGCGGCUUUCUUGUACAAAGAGUAAUAAUGUCUGAAAACAAACCUGAUACAGUUCCUGGAUUAGGAUUUAAGGAUAAAGAUAAGGCAUUGGAGACAUUGAAAAAUUUAGAAGGGAGAGAUCCUGAUUACCAAAGACUCUCUAUUAAAGGAUUAAUCGGAAGAGCAAAAAGAACUCUAACUUUAACAAAGGACAAAGAGAAGAUACAAAACAUAAAUGAUGCCGUCAAAGUAUUUGAGGACUUCCUUAGAGACUUCGAAAUCAACAAUAUGUCAAAAGAAAACAGAGCAUACCUGCCCCUUGCCUCAGUUCAAUCAUUACUACCUCUAAAAGAAAAAUUCGAUAUUAAGGAUAAAUUAGUAGAAGCAUUUUUAGAAGCAUACACCAAGAAAGCCAAAGGCGAAUAUAAAAAUCUCAGAACUGUGUUGAGUGGUGAAGGAAAACCCUCUUGGGACAUUGUAAGAAAUGUGGAAAUUAAGAAAUUAUUAAAGGCCAUGGAAGAGAGUCGCCCAGAUAUGUGGGAAGACGAUUUACCAACCAAAGAACAUCUUGAGCUUAUAUUAUGGGCUUAUAGUCCAGAUGCCAGUAAAAUUAAAAAGAACGUUAGUAAUUACGAAGAAAAAUUAGGAUCUAAAAAACCAGAUAGCGAUGAAGAUGAAGAGAUGGACGACGACGAUGAUGAUGAUGAAGAGGAAGAAGAAGAAGAGAAACCCAAGAAGAAACCUGAAAAAGCCAGUAAAAGGAGAUCAUCAGGAGAGACAAAAGAAGGAUCUCCUGAAAAGAAACAGAAAAAAGAUGAUUAAAGUAUUUGUUGUAUUGUGAAAUAAGUUUUUUGUAUUAUUAUUUUCAAAUAUAUUUCUAUUAUUUCUUA